UUAAUGACUGUGUGUAUUGUCAUCUUCCUCCCGCGUUUCCAACUGAAUCAGCAUACCCACACUAAAGUUUGUUAAUGCCAAUGGACCGAGCAGCCAAGCUCUCGAAAGCCAUUUACCUUAAUUCUAACAAUCCUAACCUAGCAUGGCUUCUCUUCAAGCGAAUCCUCUCUUCCCCGAUCCCCGCUUCUUCUUCCUUCUUCAAGCCCUCUCUUCAAUCUGUACCCGCUAUUGCCCGUAUCCUCAUCACUGCAAAAAUGCACCCACAGAUCGAUCACCUUCACCAACUCCUCUUGUCGCAGCACCGGGACUUUGCUCAUCCAUCUGGAUUUUCACUUGUUCGAACGUUGGCUGAUUUGGGUCUCCUUGAAAACGCCAUUUCUCAGUUUCGAUCGCUUCGAGACAGGUUUCCUCAUGACCCUCCUCCUAUUUCUUUCUAUAAUCUUCUGUUUCGGUGUUCUUUGAAGGAAAGCCGUGUUGAUUGUGUGAUUUGGCUAUAUAAGGAUAUGGCUGUUGCGAGAGUUAAACCACAAACUUAUACUUUUAAUUUGCUGAUAAGUGCGCUUUGCGAAAUGGGGUACUUGGAGAAUGCACGAGAAGUGUUUGAUAAAAUGUCUGAAAAAGGGUGUAAGCCUAAUGAGUUUAGUCUUGGGAUUUUGGUUCGUGGGUAUUGUAGAGCUGGUCUCCAUUCUCAUGGGAUUGAUCUUUUGGACGAGAUGAGGAGCUCUGGUGCUUUGCCUAAUAGGGUUGCGUACAAUACUGUGAUAUCUUCUCUCUGUGGAGAAGGUCAGACUGUGGAGGCUGAGAAAUUGGUGGAAAAGAUGAGAGAGGUUGGUCUUUCUCCAGAUAUUGUAACUUUCAAUUGUAGAAUUGCUGCCCUCUGUAAAUCUGGGCAAAUUUUAGAAGCUUCCAGAAUUUUUAGAGAUAUGCAAAUAGAUGAAGAGAUGGGGUUACCGAAGCCUAAUACCGUAACAUAUAAUUUAAUGCUAGAAGGAUUUUGUAGUGAAGGAAUGUUCGAGGAAGCUAGGGCUAUUUUUGAUUCUAUGAAAAAUUCUGAAACUCUGAGCUUGAGAAGCUAUAACAUAUGGAUGUUAGGAUUGGUUAGAAGUGGAAAGCUCCUUGAAGCUCAUUUAAUUCUUAAUGAGAUGGCAGAAAAGAAUAUAAAACCCAAUCUCUACUCCUACAACAUUUUGGUACAUGGACUUUGUAAAUAUGGAAUGUUUUCUGAUGCAAGAUCUAUAUUAGGCCUAAUGAGAGAGAGUGGUGUUGCUCCAGAUACUGUAACUUAUAGUACCUUACUGCAUGGAUACUGUAGGAGAGGAAAGAUACUUGAAGCCAACUAUGUUCUUCGUGAAAUGAUACAGGUUGGUUGCUUUCCCAAUAUGUAUACUUGUAACAUCCUACUUCACAGCCUGUGGAAAGAGGGGAGGGCAUCAGAGGCGGAAGACUUGCUGCAAAUGAUGAAUGAAAGAGGUUAUGGGUUGGAUAAUGUAACUUGUAAUACAAUGAUUAAUGGCCUCUGUAAAGCUGGGAAUCUGGACAAAGCUAUUGAAAUAGUGAGUGGCAUGUGGACACGUGGAAGUGCUUCUCUUGGUAAUCUAGGGAACUCUUUUAUUGAUCUUUUUGAUAUUCGUAAUAAUGGGAAGAAGUGUUUGCCAGACUCGAUCACAUAUGCAACCAUAAUAGGUGGAUUAUGUAAGGUAGGGCGGGUUGAUGAAGCAAAAAAGAAGCUUCUGGAGAUGAUUGGGAAAAAGUUAUCUCCUGAUUCACUAAUAUUUGAUACUUUCAUAUAUAAUUACUGUAAACAAGGUAAGUUAUCGUCUGCUUUUAGAGUUCUCAAAGAAAUGGAGAAAAAAGGUUGCAACAAGAGCCUUCGAACAUAUAAUUCACUGAUCCAGGGUUUAGGUAGUGAAAAUCAAAUAUUUGAAAUAUAUGGAUUGAUGGAUGAGAUGAAAGAAAGAGGAAUUUUUCCUAACGUGUACACUUAUAAUAACAUUAUUAGCUGCCUAUCUGAAGGUGGGAAACUCAAAGAUGCCACUUGUCUUUUGGAUGAAAUGCUGCAGAAGGGGAUAUCUCCUAAUAUAUAUACUUUUAGGAUUCUAAUUGGAGCUUUUUUCAAGGCUUGCGACUUUGGAGCCGCCCAAGAAUUAUUUGAGAUAGCUUUAAGCCUAUGUGGCCAUAAGGAAUCCUUGUAUAGUUUUAUGUUCAAUGAGCUACUAGCUGGAGGUGAAACAUUGAAGGCUAAAGAGCUUUUUGAAGCUGCAUUGGAUAGAUCUUUAGCCUUGAAAAAUUUUCUUUAUAGGGACCUGAUUGAAAAACUUUGCAAGGACGGAAAGUUAGAUGAUGCUAGUUUCAUUCUUCAUAAGAUGAUGGAUAAACAGUAUAGUUUUGACCCUGCAUCAUUCAUGCCAGUGAUUGAUGAAUUGGGUAAAAGAGGGAGCAAGCAUGCAGCUGAUGAAUUUGCAGAAAGGAUGAUGGAAAUGGCUUCAGAAACAGAUUUCAACGAACAUGAGAAUAAGAAUAUUCGUGGAAGAUUGAAUAAUAAUGAUGAAAGUGAUUGGCAAAAGAUAGUUCACAGAAACGAUGGCAGUGGGAUUGCACAGAAAACUCUUAAGCGUGUGUUAAAAGGCUGGGGUCAAGGAAGUAUUGCAACUUCCCAGCCACAGAAAUUUAGCACACGUGAUCACUGGGAUGGUGAUGCUUAAAGUUUUUCAAUUUCUUGAGGGACAGGCAAACAUGAAAACAUGCUAAAAUCUGCUGAGGCAUUAAAUUUUCUAGGGACAUCAGUUCAUCAGUUUUUCAGUUCGUUGAGAAGAAAAGGAACAUUAUGAUUAAAGUACAGAAGCCCUGAGAUUUUGUUAUACAUUGUGGAAAGUGGAAACUCCACCAGCAUUUCGUAGUUUCACUGUGUCAGCUUAGAGCUAUCAGAGAGCAGUCUGGAUGGGUUGCUAGUGCCAAUUGAGCUUUUUAAAGUUUGCUGAAAAAUCCAUUGGAUGCAGAGACUGAUUUAGUUUGUCUAGGAGAUAGUCUUUAUAUUUCCUUAUACUCUUCAAGGUCUGCAUCACAUGUCAAGAUAACUCAUUUCCUACUAUUGUCGAGAUACCCAAUAUCAACUCUUGUAUUAGUCGCCGGGCAAACUCUUCAGCCACCAUGUAAGGAAGGUAAACUAUUAGGAUGUUCUCCAAAUGACGGGAAGCUUUCAGAUCUCAGAAUCUUUGGGUCCUCUUGACAUGGAGCAUUAAUACAUGUCCACCAUUUGAGGUGUUAAUAGUGGUGGCAGUUGGUAUGUUGCCUUGCUCCGGUAGGGCACUGACUGCCUGAACCAGAAGUCUGAGUACAUGAAGAGAAUGGGGACUUUGCAUGGGGUCGAUGGCUGAACGAGCCAUUGCCAACUUGAUAGUUUAUUGCCUCUGAUGGUCUCUCACCAUCGUGGAUGAACAAUGGUCAGUAUCAGGAAAACUGGGAUUGUUCAAUUGUGGGAAGCUUUCAUAGAAAGUCCCAAUCUGUAUCGAACCAUCAGCACCUUGAACUGAGUCGACCACGAGCUGGAGUUUGCUGAGAGAAUAAUGACCUACUUUCUUGAUCUUUCUGGAAGGGCACCUUGUUAUCCAUGUUGCCUGCAUAUCCACUUUAGAGAAGUUGAACAAACUGCAAAAACAGGAAGUUCAAGCAGCCAAUGGUUAGGUAGCUUAGUUUGUACAUAAAUAGUUACUUGAAAACAAAAACCAUAUAAAAAAAACUGUGGCGGACUCGUGCAUUCAUUAAAAAUUGUCAAGUCUCAGAUUCAAGGUUUUCUUUUGCUUUUUAACAACAUUGCAUGGUGAAUGGAGAAAGAAGACGGUUAUCCCGUUGGCUCAAAGAAAACUUUGAAAAAUUCAACUUGUUUAGUGAGUACAAUCCAUGGCAGACCAGCAUGGCCUAACAGGGGUGUGUUUGUGUGUGUAUUUCAUAUUCAAACUAGUUUUUCUGUCUAAAUCAAGGCAUUUAUGGUAUUGUAAUGGAUGCCUAGCAUGAGACUGAAGAAUCGGAAUGGUGAAGGUGUGUGAACUCAUUCAACUGAUCAUCAACAAAAGAUUAGACAGUUUUUGUUAUGUA
This is a messenger RNA of Cucumis sativus (cucumber), 4092 nucleotides long. Its product is annotated as pentatricopeptide repeat-containing protein At2g17140. Gene Ontology annotation, molecular function: protein binding. The record is from RefSeq and is a predicted model, not a curated record. The transcript has 4 exons. Lineage: Eukaryota; Viridiplantae; Streptophyta; Magnoliopsida; Cucurbitales; Cucurbitaceae. The coding region runs from base 75 to 2702 and encodes 875 amino acids.